CACUGAUUUCCUCCUGGUGUUGCUCCGGAGGGGCGAGGCCUCUUCUCCCAACUUCGGGAGAAAAGUAUAGAAUUCCAUUUCCGCUUUUGGGAGUGGACUGUGAUUUUUUUCUCACCUUUCCGUCACUUCCAACUACUUUCAUUUCCACGUCAACUCGGAAAGUUUUAACUCAACAGUGGAAUAAAGUUUUCUCCGACAAUGGCUUCCUCUCCUCAAAAGUCGCCGUCUUCUCCCAAAUCCCCGACGACGCCUAAAUCCCCUUCUUCCAGAAAGAAAGAUGACUCUUUCCUGGGAAAACUUGGUGGGACUCUGGCAAGGAGAAAGAAAGCUAAAGAAGUGUCUGAGCUUCAGGAAGAAGGGAUAAAUGCCAUCAACCUCCCUCUCAGUCCGACCUACUAUGAGCUGGACCCUGAGGACACCAUGCUAGAGGAGAAUGAGGUGAGGACCAUGGUGGAUCCAAACUCCAAGAACGACCGCAAACUGCAGGAGCUCAUGAAGGUGUUGAUUGACUGGAUAAAUGAUGUUCUUGUUGGGGAGAGGAUUAUUGUGAAGGAUCUGGCUGAAGAUCUCUAUGAUGGACAGGUGCUUCAGAAACUCUUUGAAAAGCUGGAAGGUGAGAAACUCAAUGUGGCAGAGGUGACACAGUCAGAGAUUGCCCAGAAACAGAAGCUGCAGACUGUUUUAGAACGCAUCAACGACUCACUCAAACUCUCCACCAGGAGCAUACGCUGGAAUGUUGACUCGGUUCAUGCGAAGAGCAUAGUCGCCAUUCUUCACCUGCUGGUGGCGUUGUCACAACACUUCAGAGCACCAAUCAGAUUGCCAGACCAUGUUUCCAUUCACGUAGUCGUGGUCCAGAAAAGAGAGGGCAUCCUCCAAUCCAAACAAAUUCAAGAAGAAAUCACUGGCAACACAGAGGCUUUCUCUGGACGACAUGAGCGCGAUGCUUUCGACACCCUGUUCGACCACGCGCCAGAUAAACUCAACGUUGUCAAAAAGACACUGAUCACGUUUGUGAACAAACACUUGAACAAGCUCAACUUAGAGGUGUCAGAAUUGGAAACACAGUUUGCAGAUGGUGUUUAUCUGGUGUUGCUGAUGGGGCUGCUGGAGGGAUACUUUGUGCCACUCUACAACUUCUUUCUCACACCUGAAAAUUUCGACCAAAAGGUACAUAAUGUGUCCUUCUCCUUCGAGCUGAUGCAGGAUGGAGGUCUGGAGCGACCAAAGCCAAGGCCAGAGGAUAUAGUGAACUGUGACCUUAAGUCAACCCUGCGUGUCCUCUACAACCUCUUCACCAGGUACAGGAAUGUAGACUGAGGACACAAUCAGCAAGAGAGAUGCUUUUUUUUUCCUUUUUAACCAUGGACCACACUCUUAAAGCUUAAAAAAUAUCAUAUUUUUCAUCUUUGAAUUUGAGGAUUAUACUUCUUAGGGCAUACUCACACUAGGCCGAUCGUACAGUACGUUUGACUUGUGUGAACGCACUGAUGCGUCCAGGCGCUCGUUUGGCCACCAUUCCUUGCACAUCCAUAGAAUGACUACAAUGUGAUCACUCUAUGCAGAUUUUUAACCAACACACUUCAUAGUGCUUACGCCCUAAAUCCAAAGUCACUUGGCAUUGGGAUUCAGACCUCUGGACACAAUUUAAAAUAUGUGUUAAACAUCCUGAGCAAUGGCUAAUUCUCUAUAAAUAUAUUAUUGUUGGACGUAUAAAAAUUUCACAUUGUAUUUAUUGUACAUUUUGAUACACAAGUGCCUGUUUUGUUUCCACUUCUAAUACUUGAUAAUGGGAUGAACACAUUCCAAGAUUUUAACUUCAGAAAUGAAACUUUGCAUAUACAGUCGUUGGAUUUGACUGAAGUUCACUUGCGUCAAGGCCUCUUUACUACAAAGCAGUUGCUUAAAACAUCUUUCUGACUGCUUCCAGACUAGUGAUAAUCGGCCUGGCAUUUUGACACAAAUCAGCAUCUGCCUUGUUUUUAAAGUUGACGACCAAGAGAGAUCAAUAUAAACUCUUUGUAAGUUUUGCCUUUGGCUGCUUGCAAACAUCCAAGAGUUAACAAAGCACCUGCAAAUUUAAUCCGUUAGUUUAGGUCGUUUUUAGACUCAUGUUACUAUUAAGCUUAUGUGGACCACAGCAAUAACACCCUCGAAAUAAGAUGGUCUCGAUCCAAUCACAAAUAAUGCUGAAGACAUUUGAUUGUGAGAACAAGGCCUGAUGAUAAUCUGGCCAUAAUUUCAUGUUUCUCAAGCAACAUAGUGAUUGAAUUUGUAAUACAGGGUCAGGCAAAAUGAUCUGACACAUUUGUAGGUUAAAUAAAAGACAAAUAAAGUAAAGAAACAAGAAAGUGUUUUUAUUUUCGAAAAGUACAUAUAAUGCCAUUCUGUUUCAUUUAUGUUUUAAAAAUUAAAUCAGUGAAAUGGGAUCCAUUAUUGUCCACACACUCAAUGCAGAUCCAGUAGCUCUGAAGUUGGUAACCCAUAACAAGAUGGUGUUUCGAGCUGGUACGGGAUCAUGUCUACCAAGAUUGAAGUGCAAACGGAACGCUCGUUGUGUUGCAGUUGCAGAUUCGUUUGUUUUGAUAAACGUUUCCACAAUGAAAGCGCGAUGCUCACCAGGCCAAUUCAUGGCAGCACCUGAAAAAGAAACGAAAACCAAUGGCAUUAUAAAGAAACAAAGCAAAAUGGCAUUAUAUGAAUAAAAUGGCAUUAUAUGUACUUUUCGAAAAUAAAAACACUUUUUUGUUUCUUUACUUUAUUUGCCUUUUAUUUAACCUACAAAUCUGUCAGAUCAUUUUGCCUGACCCUGUAUAUGUUAAGAUAAAGAUGGUAUGGGCAAGGUAACUAUCAAUGCUGCCCACAUGCUAUCUAUGAUGUAUCUACUGUAUUUAUGUAUUAAUCUACGGCAUUUAAUAAAUACUUUAAUCCCAGAUAGCAGCUGCAUCUUGUCU
This is a messenger RNA of Dunckerocampus dactyliophorus (ringed pipefish), 2954 nucleotides long. It is a transcript of the gene parvaa, whose product is annotated as parvin, alpha a. Gene Ontology annotation, molecular function: actin binding. Bases 199 to 1320 code for a protein of 373 amino acids. NCBI's taxonomy places the organism in Eukaryota, Metazoa, Chordata, Actinopteri, Syngnathiformes, Syngnathidae. Gene Ontology annotation, biological process: cilium assembly; substrate adhesion-dependent cell spreading; establishment or maintenance of cell polarity. The transcript has 13 exons. The record is from RefSeq and is a predicted model, not a curated record. Gene Ontology annotation, cellular component: actin cytoskeleton; cytoplasm; focal adhesion.